AUGGCGCUGGAGAUGUCGUCGGGAUAUGGCGGCUAUGGCGGCUAUGGCGGUGGUCGCUUGUUUGUGUUUGUGCUGAGCGUGCUGGUCGCCCUCGCACAGCAGCCACACCUGCACCUCGCACGAGCCGACUGCCCCGACGAUAUUGGCGUCGACGACACGGUCGAGGUCAAGUCGUGUUCGGCCGGCAGUGCGUUCAUUGUGACACAGGGCAUGUUCAGCACCAGCAACGGCGACGACUACGCCAUCGACGCCACAGGUGCAUGCAAUCACAUUGACGUGCAAGCAACAAGCUUCGACGACUUUGAGCUCAACAUCAAGAGCGGCGCAGAGAUCGACACCAUCGUCUUCACAGGCAUGACAGCCGUCGACGACAUGUACAUCUUCGUGGACGGCGACGUGUCGUCGAAGAUUGAGUUCCCAAACCUGCAAUCCGUGGACUGUCUCCGGAUUGAGGCGGCGGUGGAUGUGCCCCUCAUCUCCUUUCCCUCCCUCAAAGCUGCGACCAACAUCCACCUGGAAACGAAGAACGACGCCUCCCUCAGCGUCACCAUCGGAUCAAGCACCUCAAAGACGUUUGAGACUGCAGGUGAUGUGGAGAUGGAGAUUGAUGGGGACAUGGUCCUCAAGGUGUACGGAAAUUGCGGAAGCAUUGAUCACCUGGACAUGGACCGGGAUGCAGGCGUUGGUUAUGCCAUAUUCUACAACAUGGCCGAAGUUGCGGAGGUCUCGCGCAACCACAUCUUCAAGUGCUUAACGUACUGGGAUAACAGGCGCACAUCAAACCUCGAAAACAGCCAUUGUGUGCCGCAGCAAACGACAACCACAGCAGUGUCACCAACGGCAUCAUCAACGGCACCCACCGACUUCAUUGUUGGCGACGACAUAUAUGCGGUCAACGCUGGCGACAGCAACUCGUACACAGACACAGAGGGCCGCGUGUGGCAGCCCGCAGGCUCCUACAUCCAAGGCAGCACGUUCGUCCAGAGCAUCAACAUCGCCAACACAAACGACGACACCCUGUACCAGUCAGAGAAGUACGCAAGCACGCUCAGGAUGAACUUCCCCGUGACUCGCAACAAGUGGUACCGCGUGUUUCUCCACUUUGCUGACAUCUGCGAAUGCACCGACCAGCCUGGAGAGCGCGUCUUUGACAUUUACAUUGAGGGCACGCUUGUGGAGAGUAACGUGGACUUGACCGACAGUGUUGGGUGGGCCACGGCCACGGUGAAGGUGUUUGAUGUGUACGCGGGUGACACGAACCUCGACAUUGACUUCACCAGCUCUGCAAACAAUGGCAAGAUCAGUGCAGUGCGCAUUGCACAGUUGGUGCCGGUCACAUCGACAACAACAAUGACAACCACACCGAUGACAACAACAACCACAUCAACCACUCUGGCCUCGAGCACGAUGAUGACAACAACUGCUGAAGAGGCGACAACAACCACAACAACAACAACCACGUCUACAACUACAACAACUACAACCACGUCCACAACAACAACCACGUCUACAACGACAACGACAACAACAACAACAACAACAACAACAACAACAACAACAACAACAACAACAACAACAACCACCACCACCACCACCACGACAACAACAACAACAACAACAGCAACAACAACUACAACUACAACAACAACAACAACAACCACCACCACCACGACGACGACAACAACAACACCAACAGCAACAACAACUACAACUACAGCAACAACAACAACUACUACUACUACAACAACUACAACCACCACCACCACCACCACCACCACGACAGCGAAGUUGGCCACGUUGUCAACAGCGUCGCCCUCGGAUCACAUGAACCUGACGGCAUCGACGUCCUCCUCGGCGCCAAGAGCCACCGACGUGACAGCACAGUCAACCUCAGAGCUCUCCACGCCAACGUCAACAGCAGCAGACAUCAACCCGCAAACGAGUCGCAGCGGCAGCGGCAGCACGGACAUGACGACCAUCAUUGUCGCCGUCGUCGCUGGCGCCAUCGGUCUCAUCGCCGGCAUCUUGCUUGCCGUAUUCGUUCGUGGUCGCAGCAAGCGCACGAAGCUGCCAAAGACCCGCACCACACCGCCCAUCACCAUGAACCCAACGUACGACCCGUCGCCCCGCUCGCGUCAGGAUGGACUUGCAGGCGGCAAGAUGAACAUGGCCAUGUAUGACGACGAGUACGCUGACCCGAACGAGUGCCGCACGUACGAACAGCCUGUUGUCGGCCACGGCGGUGUUCAGGAGAACACAUACGAUGUACCAGAUACGUCGUGGUCCGAGCAACCCUACAUGGUGCCAACACCCGCCUCGAGCGUGAAAGGUAUCCACAGCCACAGCGGCAGCAGCAUUCGCAGCUCCAUGCACCAGCAGCGACCACUGCCUCCACCUGGGUAUGGCGUGCGCCUCCAGGACAGCAGCGAGAACGUGCAUUACGAUGUCGCUUCCCCAUCAACGGCAACUGAUGUGAACAGCUCUGCACGCACGGGGCAACCCCAGCUCCGCCUGUAUGACAACUACCCAGCCGUUGCCAGCACCUGUGAUGACGAAGACAGUGCUGAAGAAGGCGUUGACACCACAGACCGUGUGUAUGAGACGCUUCCGCCCAUCUACGACAAUCUUGCGGUGUCUCCGAAAGCGAACCAUCUCGUGCAACUGGGCGACGGCGCUGGCUUUGGCUUCGACGCUUAAGGCUUCACGGUGCUAUCAACACGCCAUACCCCUCCACUGUGUUGUGUUGUGUUGUGUUGUGUGCUUGGAGCUGCGUUUGGAUUUCCCGUGCCCUUCCUUCCCCCUCCUGCUUAAUGUCAGCUGGACACGCUUCUCGUUGGGAGCCUGCAGCUGCCCGGCGUUUCAUGCCUGCUUUCAGUUCCCCUGUCCCUUUGUUGUUC
This is a messenger RNA of Salpingoeca rosetta, 2897 nucleotides long. RefSeq lists its product as uncharacterized. NCBI's taxonomy places the organism in Eukaryota, Choanoflagellata, Craspedida, Salpingoecidae. The record is from RefSeq and is a predicted model, not a curated record. The coding region runs from base 1 to 2697 and encodes 898 amino acids. The transcript has 3 exons.